AUGUCGGCCAGCCCUGACACUCGUGGCUGCAGCAGGCCAGCGAGCGAACGAUGGUGGACUCGACAGGGUGUCCCCGCCCAAGAUCAGGUUAAUGAGGAGCCACACGACACGACAGCCUCCAACAUUCAUCAGCUCCCCCGCGUGACGUUUGGCGAAGAGUGCACACACUUCAUCUGGAAAGGCAAAUCAUUGUUCCUGUUCGGUGUUGACAACCCGAUUCGCCACUUCUGCAUCAAGUACAUUGAGACGAGCACCGCCUUCAACUACUUCAUCCUUCUGGCCAUCCUAGUCAACUGCGUCUUCAUUGUCCUGAGCAAUCCACCGGACGAAGCAGAGUAUGUGUUUACUGCCAUCUAUACGCUGGAGAUGGUGGGAAAGAUCAUUGCCCUCGGUUUCGUCAUGCACCCAUAUGCAUACUUGCGGAACACAUGGAACUGGCUCGACUUUGUCGUCGUCAUCUUCGCCUAUCUGACCCUCAGUCCCAGGCUGGGGAACUACACAUCGCUUCGCGUCUUUCGCGUCUUUCGCGCCCUUCGCACCGUCUCAGCGCUACCGCAUCUGCAGCUGAUUGUGAAUGCGCUGCUGCGCACGAUGCAAGGCCUCCAUAACGUCCUCAUCAUCUUCGUCCUCGUCCUCUGCGUCUUCUCCAUCCUCGGCCUGCAGCUCUUCUCAGGUGUUCUGAGCCGCAAGUGCGUGGCAGAACCUGCGAUCGGUGACGCCUUGCUCAACUCCAGCUACUGGCUCCUGGACAACAGCGGCUACCAGCUGUGCGGAAGCGACCACACUGCCCGCCACUGUGGCGCCAACUACACGUGCGUGCAGGAUGUGGGCGAAAACCCGGACUAUGGAUUCACAAGCUUCGACAGCUUUGCGCCCGCGUUACUGGUCACGCUACAGGUCAUGCUGCUCGACUUUUGGGAGAACACGUACGACAAAGUGCUUGCAGCUAUGGGCCAGCACGCUGUGUGGUACUUUGUGUUUGUUGUGUUUCUCGGGCACUACUUCAUGGUCAACCUUGUCCUCGCUGUCGUUGUCGAGGCAUACGGGCGCGAGAUCGAGGCAACAGAUGAGUACACGGAAACCGUUGAUCUUCUCCAAUCACAGACAUGGGCGCAGGAAACCAUGCGUGCAGGCUCGCUGACGCAAGCCAUCGACUUGGAUGUGUUGAACCGCACGCUGCGCCGCACCAACACUUACUUCUCGCAGUUCUCUCGUUUGAAUUUGGCGGAAGCGACUGGGUUGAGCACGAGCGAAGUGAUGCAGCUUCCACGGUGGCGGCAACGCAUGGAGACAGUUGUGUCGUCGUCCUACUUCAACUGGUUCAUCAUGAUCACCAUCAUCCUCAAUACCAUCACCCUCGCCCUGUACUAUCCAACAAUGCCGGCCGACUUGCAAGCCGCCCUGACCAUCUGCAACUACGUCUGGACAGCCAUCUUCGUUGCCGAAGCCAUGCUUAAGCUGCUUGGUUCGGGCGCGCGGGCAUAUUUUGAGAGGGACUGGAACCGAUUCGACUUUGUCGUCGUUAUUGUGUCUCUGAUUGAGAUUGUCAUCAGUCUGUCCGGUGUUGUCGCCUCCAACGGUCUCUCCAUCUUCCGCUCGUUCCGCCUCUUGCGCGUCCUCCGCCUCGCACAGUCCUGGCAAACGAUGGCGAAGCUGCUGAAUGUGAUUCACGAGAGCCUGAACAGCCUUGGCCACCUCACCGUUGUACUGCUGAUCAUGAUGUACAUCUUCUCUGCAAUUGGUAUGGCCCUCUUUGCCAACAAAUACACGGAGGAAAACUUUGAUGGCGCCGUCCCGCGGUGGAACUUCAAGGACUUUUGGCACGCAUUCCUGGUUGUGUUCCGGGUGCUGUGCUGCGAAUGGAUUGAGUUGCUGUGGGAUACCGCGCGCGUUGCUGGCAACGGUGCGGUCGUUUACUACGUGGCCGCUCUCAUCUGCACCAACUUCAUCAUCCUCAAUCUCUUCCUCGCGCUUCUGCUCAAGGCUUUUGACGUGCAGAAGCUCGUUGAUGCCGUUGCGAAGAACGCAAACGUCUCCUCGCGCCCCGUCACCGCAGACGAACCCGUCGCAACAGAGAGCGAAUCUUCCUUCUCCAGCAGUCAGCAGCACAGUGAUGAUAGUGGCGAGCUGGGCAAAGAUGCUGAUGGCGGGGAUGGAGAGAUGUUGCACGCUCUCCCGCGCCGCCGCCGCUCAACGUGUGUUUCCAAUACGUUCGCAGUCGCUGAUGAUGAGGACAUGGGUGGAGAUGCGAGAGCGAAGCAGAGGCCGUGGACAAUCAAGCACGCAGUUGAGGUUGAAGGCGAAUUUGGCGACGCUAGCAGUCGAGCCACGACGAAGAUGCGUCCUUCCUCAUCACCAUCGUUGACAUCAUCAUCACCAUCAUCAUCAUCGUCGUCGUCGUCGGCGGCGGCGUCUUCAUUGACCCAGCGUGGCGACAACCGCACGCUUCCAGGACACGUGAUGGAGUCAUCUUUUCUUGGGGACGAUGGUCAUGCAGAGCAACGCCGCGCGCCUACCGCCCAUCAUAACGAUGCUACUUCCAGCAGCACUUCCAGCAGCACUUCCAGCAGCAGCACAGCUCAGAGUAUACCUGGGGACGGAGCCGCUGCUGUGAUGCCGCGAUACCGCCGCCGCCUCCGCACGCUCGUCGAGCACCCGAUAUUCGACUACUCCAUCCUCGUGGUCGUCAUCGUCAGCAGCUUGCUUCUCGCGUUUGAAGACUCCAGCUUGACGAACAAACCACACCUGCAGCACCUGCUGUUUGUGUUUGACAUCAUCUUCCUCGUCAUCUUCUCGCUGGAGGCGGUUCUGAAGAUUGUUGCAUUCUCUCCACGCGCAUACUUCCGCUCGGGCUGGAACUGCAUGGACUUUGUCGUGGUGGUUGCGUCUGCAUUGGGUGUUAUCCUGUCGUCGAGCGACGUCGUAUCGCUGCGUGUGCUGCGUACGAUGCGAGCCCUCCGCCCCCUGCGCGCCAUCCCGCGGUGGGAGGGCAUGCGCGUGGUCGCCUCGUCGCUCAUCCGGUCCAUCCCCGCCAUCAGCAACGUGUUGCUCGUGUGCGGGCUGUUCUGGCUCAUCUUCAGCAUCCUCGGCGUGCAGCUGUUUGGCGGCACGUUUGCCCGCUGUCUCGACGCGGAUGGCGAAAUGGUCUCACACCUCAUUGUCAACAACAAAACGCAGUGCCUCAGCAUGACAGACCAAGGGUAUCGGUGGUCGAACCUCAACGUCAACUUCGACAACGUCCUCAACGGCUACGUCGCUCUCCUCCAGGUUGCGACGUUCGAAGGGUGGAUUGAGGUGAUGGAGGCCGCUGCUGAUGCGCGCGGCGUCGACCUGCAGCCAAAGUUUGAGGCGCAGUUCCCGGCAUUCUUCUUCUUUGUCGUGUUUGUUGUGCUCGGGGCGUUCUUCGUGCUGAACCUCUUCAUCGGUGUCAUCAUCGACAACUUCAACACGAUGCAUCAGGAGCUGGCGGACGGUGGACGAAAUGUCCUGUUGACAAAAGCGCAGCGGCGUUUCUUGGACAUGGUUCGCGCCAUUGCAAACCGCAAGCCUGUGAAGAAGGUGGAGCCCAAGUCACCCUUCCGGAAGUUUGUGUUUCGCCUGGUGACUGCGCAGUGGUUUGAGCUGGGCAUCCUUGCGCUGAUCGCUGUGAACACGAUUGUGCUGGCACUGGAACAUAACAACCAGUCUGAGACAUGGACGCUUGUGCUGUACGUGUUGAACGUCUUCUUCACGGCGGCAUUUUGUAUGGAGGCGGUUCUCAAGAUGUUUGCCUUUGGCAAGGUGUACUUCCAAACGGGCUGGAACAUCUUUGACUUUGUCAUUGCGUGCGUGUCGCUGCUGGACGUGGUGCUGGCGUCGCUGUCACUGUCCCUGCCCAUCAGCCCCACGCUGCUGCGAAUGCUACGUAUUCUUCGCCUUGCGCGGCUGGCACGCCUGAUCAAGCGCAUGCGGAGCAUCCGCACCCUCCUGACCACCAUCCUGUAUGCAGGUCCAUCGCUAUUCAACGUCAUGACGCUGCUGUUUGUCAUCAUGUUCAUCUUCUGCAUCAUUGCGCUGUCCCUGUUUGGACACGUCGUGCACAACGGACCCAUCAACAGCCGCGUCAACAUGGAGUCGUUUGGCAACACAAUGGUGCUGCUGUUUCGGCUGAUGACUGCUGCGGGAUGGAACGAGAUUGUCGAUGCGUACUCCAUACAGCCACCAGACUGCGAUCCAGACUACCUCGACCUUCCAAACGGCAACUGCGGCAACCCCAUCGCGGCGCAGCUGUUCUUCUCCAUCUACACCAUGGUCAUGUUUCUGAUCAUCAUCAACAUCUUCAUUGCCGUCAUUUUGGAGCACUUGGAGGUUGCUCAGGAGCUUGCGGACACUUUUGUCACGGAUGCAAGUCUUGACGAGUUUUAUGAGAGGUGGGCGCAAUUUGACCCGCACGCAACGCAGUUCAUUGCGCACGAGCAAGUGCAUUCGCUCGUGACUGGCCUGUCGGCGCCGCUUGGUCUUCCAGACGCCACGCAGGAGGAAAUCGACAGCCUCGACAUGCCCUUGACCAAAGAUGACCGGACUCACUGCCUCGAUGUGCUGUUUGCGCUCGUCCGCCACUACCUCACACACGAUGUUGACGAGCAGUCCCUCACCGUUAAUGACUUUGUCCAGUUGGAGGAUCGAAUUCAGGAGCGCUUCAACCGCCGCUUUCCGCGCCGCCGCUUGCAGCCGUUUACGCUCACAACGAAGCAGAAGCUCCUGCGCACGCAGGCCGCCAUCAGUAUACAGCGCUUCUUCCGCAAGAGGAAGGAGCUUCAGCAGCAGAAGCUGGCCUUUGUUGGCGCGGGCGAGAAGCCGCCGUGGGGGGUCAGCAGCCUUCGAGUGGAUAUCAUCCAAGCAACAACUUUGUAGCCCACCCGCUCGACAUCACUUCAGACAACCAUCCGCUGGGCUUCAGUGGCUGUGUCGAUUUGUUUCUGAAUGCUGGUUGACUGUGCCUAUCAUGCUUGCCAUUGCACGAGUCGACUUGCCUAUGCUUGUCUGCUUGUUUAUGUUAACUCAUACACACACAACCACGCACACAGAUGAUGCAUGCGAGUGUGCGUGUGCGAGUGUUUGAUUGACUAUGUAUGUUGCUAUUAUCCUUUCUUUCCACGGACCCUACUUUUUUUUUUCACUACAUCUGAUGAUCCUGUUGUUUUUUUUCGUUGCUGGUAUCGCUGUGCGCGAUGCUGUGGUGUCGCGGAGAUUGCUUCACUUCUUCUCCACCUCUCCUCUUGGCACCCUCCUUCUGCCUUUCCUUCCCCUGUCUGCUUCAGUCAGCGACUUACCUGCUGCUGUGUUGUUGUGUUCGUCUCCUGUCUAUCUAGCUCGACUCGCCCAUGUCAAGGUUUUAUGUUUCAGAGGAUCACAUGUGUUGCCAGCGUGUAUAUAUUUUCGCUUUGCUGCGUUGCUGCCUCUUUCC
Messenger RNA from Salpingoeca rosetta, 5446 nucleotides. RefSeq names its product sodium channel alpha subunit. Gene Ontology annotation, cellular component: plasma membrane; voltage-gated sodium channel complex. Gene Ontology annotation, molecular function: voltage-gated sodium channel activity. The transcript has 24 exons. The record is from RefSeq and is a predicted model, not a curated record. NCBI's taxonomy places the organism in Eukaryota, Choanoflagellata, Craspedida, Salpingoecidae. Gene Ontology annotation, biological process: sodium ion transmembrane transport; neuronal action potential. Bases 1 to 4893 code for a protein of 1630 amino acids.